Molecule: messenger RNA, 1812 nt
Organism: Rasamsonia emersonii CBS 393.64
Lineage: Eukaryota; Fungi; Ascomycota; Eurotiomycetes; Eurotiales; Trichocomaceae
Product: SIR2 family histone deacetylase (Hst4)
Exons: 2
Coding region: 1-1812 (603 amino acids)
Biological process (GO): pericentric heterochromatin formation; replication-born double-strand break repair via sister chromatid exchange; regulation of DNA repair
Cellular component (GO): mating-type region heterochromatin
Molecular function (GO): NAD+ binding; histone deacetylase activity, NAD-dependent
Source: RefSeq, a predicted model, not a curated record
AUGGCCGACCCUGUCAGUCUUCCCACUCCGGCCAUGGAGCCCGAGUCGUCAGACUGCAGCUACGUGUCAGACUCGUCUGACCUCUCAGAUCUGAGUUCUCCUCCUGCGUCUCCUCAGACGCCUCCUGGAUUCUAUCCCUCGCCGCCGCCUUCGAAGGACCAGGAGGGCACGCAGGCCGCCGGCCCCAAGUCGCGCGCCCGAGCUGCGAGCGGCGCGGGCGGCCAAGAGCCAGCCAGGAAGAAACGCCGAGUGGGCCCGACGCCGCGCUCAACGCAGCAUCUCGAUCUCUCCGACACCUCAGAGCAGUCCUAUGCCCGCCAACAGGCGCAGAUCGACCUCCUCGUCAAAACUCUCCGCACCCGCCGUAAGAUCGUCGUCAUUGCAGGCGCCGGUAUCUCGACUUCCGCCGGCAUUCCCGAUUUUCGAUCGUCCAAUGGCCUCUUCAAGUCCGUGCAGAAGAAGCACAACCUCAAGUCGUCGGGCAAGCUGCUCUUCGACGCAGCUGUGUACCGCGAUGAAUCGCUGACCGCUUCCUUCCACGAAAUGGUGCGCACUCUCUCCGAGGAGGCGGCGCGCUCAUCUCCCACGGCUUUUCAUCACAUGCUGGCCAGGAUGGCCCAAGACAACCGUCUGGUCCGCCUCUACACGCAGAACAUCGAUUGCAUCGAAACCUCCAUGCCGCCGCUGGCGACUCAGGUCCCCCUGAACCCCAAAGCCCCGUGGCCACGCACGAUCCAGCUGCAUGGCAGUCUCGACAAGAUGGUCUGCCAAAAAUGCCGUCAUCUAGCAGACUUUCGACGGGAAUUGUUUAAUGGGCCCGACGCUCCACUGUGCCCGGCCUGCUCCGAAACAGACGCAGUUCGCACGACCACUGGUCAGCGCAGUCACGGCGUUGGCAAGAUGCGCCCGCGCAUUGUCCUCUACAAUGAACACAAUCCCGAUGAAGAAGCGAUCGCAUCAGUCAUGAAUGCCGAUAUUCGAUCCCGUCCGGACGCCCUGGUGGUCGUCGGAACCAGUCUGAAGAUUCCAGGUGUGCGUCGUCUGGUGAAGAACUUGUGCAAAGUCGUCCGGAGUCGGCGGAAUGGGAUCACCAUGUGGAUUAACAAUGAGCCACCGGUCGGCAAGGAGUUUGAGAAUUGCUGGGAUCUGAUGGUCCAGGGGGAUUGUGAGGAAGUAGCCCGGCUAGUGGGCUUGAAGAGGUGGGAUGACAACUCUCCGGAUGUCUUCGACGAGUGCAAUUCCUCCGAGGUGGAGCGUGUCAAGAAGGAGCAUGGUCCUAUUUCUGUCGUGGUGCAGACACCGAAGAAGGAACAGAAGACGACCAACACGGGCAUCCUGACGCCUUCUUCGAGCCACGACGAGGAGGGAUCGGACAAGCAGCCUAAAGAGCCGCUUCCUAAUCCCGCAAGUAAGGGGACGAGUCUCAAAGAAAUAUUCGCAGCCAGCAAAACAGACAAUUCCAGGAAACCAGGUCCCAAGAAGGGGGCGCAGAGAGCACCCAGAGCCCCCAAGAAAGCUCGGGGCGUCAAGGAGCAGUCAGCCAAAAUUACAACGUUCAGCAAAGUUACCAAGGGGCCCAAAACCGCUGCUGGAGGCGAGAAGGCGUCAAAGUCGGACAAGGACGAUGGCUCCAAACCGAUGCAUCCGCUUCCUCCUGGUGCUGCGCGCAACAACGGCGUCAUCUUUCCCAAUCUUGUUACGAAGCAAGAUUCCGUCUCCGUAUGCGGAGAGCUCUGGCGUAAUCAAGAGACCAUAUCUCCGCCUCGGGCUCCCAAAGGCAUGAGUGAUUUGCUUUGCGAACCUUCCUCAUAG